Messenger RNA from Gossypium arboreum, 576 nucleotides. RefSeq lists its product as uncharacterized. The record is from RefSeq and is a predicted model, not a curated record. NCBI's taxonomy places the organism in Eukaryota, Viridiplantae, Streptophyta, Magnoliopsida, Malvales, Malvaceae. The coding region runs from base 1 to 576 and encodes 191 amino acids. The transcript has 2 exons.
AUGUCAGAUGAAAGAAUGGAUAAUGUUGAACAGGAAAUGUAUACUAGAAGUCGAGAAUUAGAAGAAACUGAAUCUGCUACACCUAGUGUGAAUCCGUUAAAUAAUCAAUCUCCUAACGUAGGGAGAGAAAGAAAUACCUCACAAGUGUUAAGAGAUAUAGCUGAUGCAUUACAGCAUAUAGUGAGAACUAUACCUACUACUACAUUUGUACCUACUGUCAGACAGGCCCCGAUUAAAGAGCUACGAAAAUAUGGUGCCACGGAAUUUCAGGGAUUAAAAGGAGCUGAUCUAUCCGUUGCUGAAAAUUGGAUAGAAAUAACAAAAAGAGUUUUGAAACAAUUAGACUGCACUCCCCGAGAGAGUCUGAUAUGUGCUGUAUCACUGUUACAAGGAGAAGCGUAUCUUUGGUGGGAAUCUGUGGUUAGACAUUUGCCGGAUGAUCAGGGGAAUAUGUCAGUACUGGAUUAUGAGCGAGAGUUCUCUAGAUUGAGCAGGUAUGCUUUAGAAUAUGUUCCAACCGAGGCUGAUCGUUGUAAACAAUUUCUACGGGGACUGCAUGAUGAAAUCAAGAUUUAA